CAGAGAGCCCUGUUUUUGGGUUGUGGUACAAACUUUGCAGAGACCUCACGGUCGACCCAAUCCAUGCUGAGUUUAGCUGACAAUGUGGAGAUCUGGGGACCGGAUAUGCCUGUUUUUGGUUGCUUGGCUUCUCAAAUUCUCUAAUCUCUUUUUUGGUUUUAUUUCCUUUUUCUUUUCUAGGUGAUCGAUGCCAUGUCGAUGUUCCUUUCCAAGUUUCUGUCAGGAAGGAAUAACUCUAAAUCCAAGCUUGAGUUACUGAUAGAAGCGUGGACAAGUAUCCAAAAAUAUUACGAAACUGCUGCUGGUAUAGUGUUUCUGUUACAAGAUCCCUUAAAAGAUGCUGUAGAUCUUACCCCCAUUCCUUGCUGCUUACAAAAUAUCGUCAAACUCAUUCAGGCUGAAGAGCUUGAAUGUCAACGAGCUCCGGAUGGACUCGAAACCGGUCCCUGUCUGGAGUACGUUUUACAUAAACGCGUAUUGGAAGAACUAGUGGAAUUCGCCAAAGUGGACACACCCUAUGGCAUGCGAAUCCACUGUCUCCGAUUCUUCUGUAGUCUAGUCACCAAUGUCCACGCGCAACUGCUACCAGAACGUGCAGUGCACGUACCAUUGCAAAAAUUUAUCGCCUCCUGCCACCGACUCAUCACACACCACUAUGAACAACUUGCCAUGGAUCCAGAUUCUUGCUCCGAAGAACGACACACUGCGAUUUCUGAUUUAUCGCUGGAGCUCGUCAAGCUCAUGCACGGCAUUUUCUCUCAUUUUAAGGGUACCAAUGCUGCCAUGAUGGAUCUUUUUUUCGAGAGAGGCUGGUGUCGCGGCCUGGGCGAAAAUGUCUGGCGAAGUUCCAAAGAUGGCAAGAUAUCCCAAAAGCGACGUGAAAGCUUUGAUGAAAAGAUCGCCUGGAACAUGUUCCUGACGCCGCGCUUUGAUAUGUUCACGCACCUCAUUGACUAUAUGAAUAUUCCUGGUGAAACUGGCGAAAUUGCAAGAGAAGCAAUAUUGUUUGCAUUAAGACUACUGGAUGGUGAUCCAGAGUACGUAUGCUAUGUGGUGGAAUAUUCUGGUUUAUGCGAAGUCAUGGCUGAAAGACUGGCGUUAUUUUUUGCAUGUCUUCCAAAAAAUACAGGCGCUUUUUCAAUCUCCAGCAACAACCGAGUGGUACCGAUCCGACCCCCACGACAACGUAUCCAAUUCUCUGUACCGGCUGUGAUUACCAGUAAUAGCUUAAUGAUUACUGUGAAUGCGCAGAAUAAUUUCAAGAAGAAGAGAAGAAAGCGAAGUUGGUUCGACGCCAAUUUUGUGCGCACCUUGGAAUCAAUGCAAGAUCGCAGUCGGGUCCUAGAUGAGUUUUACAGUUUCUGGGAAUACCUCAACGAUGUAGCACGUGUGGCCGAUAAGCGUUUAAUGACAGCACUCAUGGCUCAGCUUACGACUAUCUUCUGGCAUCCUGUUAUCUGUACAGCACUAAGUUCCCCUUCAGCCGAAGCGGCCACCGCCGCCACGGCAUACACAACAGAAAUGAUUCGUUCGUUGACAGAUCAAAAGCUGCUGCAUUGCUUUCUCGUAGUCCUCAUUGGUGAAGAAGGCGGCGUCGGAAAAGAUCUCGAAGCUGAAGUACGUAGUGCGCAAUCCAGACAUGACUUGCUCGAUGAUGACCAUGAAGAAGGCUCCGAUUCGACGGAAGACGAAAAUCACAUUGAAACCGACAAAGAGUACAAAACGAACGAAGAAGACGAAGAUCAAGAAUUAACCCUUCGUAUUCUCCUCAUUAACCGAAUCGACGCCGAUUACCAUGAACUGGCUUUAUCCACGCUUCGGUUAUUCGAUACAAUUUUGGAAACCUAUAAUCAAUUUGCCAUCUACAACUUGGUGCUUCGUAACUACCUGGAUAUUACAUCUGACGGUGAAUACAUUGAAGACCAACUGAAGAGUGACAUGAGUAUCAGAGACGUCACCGAUACAUCUUCUCUGGGGUCCAAGGCCGUCGAUGAGCGUACAAGCACGAACGAAAAUGACAGGGAAGAAGAGGGUGAAAAGGACAAGGUCGACGAACUUGCUAUUGCAGAUGCGGAAGACCGUCCAGAUACGGGUGCUGACCACAAAGACAGUAAAACAGAAAAGGUUCGAUGGCUCGUGGAGAGAGUUUUAUCUUUGUUACCAUUAGAAGACGAAUUGGAACGAAUGAAGAGUCCUCCAUUAUCGUCAGUCAUCCCCUCAGACUCGUUCGCUUCGAUUGUUCACGGUCGCGACGCUUCAAUUUCAAAUGAUGGACGAGCAAUUUCCGCUCACAACGAAACGGCGAGCCUUCACAGUGACCACAGUGCAAACGACCUGCGCGAUGUGGUUGUCCCUGGCAAUAGCUACGACGAUUAUUUCCACGAAGCAAGAGAACGCUUCCAAUAUGGGUUGCUGGCACGGAAUUUUUGGCAGUUUCCUUAUCCACCGCUUAAAACAAAGCGAGAUUAUGAGCGUGAGAUCGAAGAUCGCAAAGGACGUCCAAAGCGGCCAAAGAGCAUGAUGGUCACAAAGGAGGAAUUAGCGGCCAUCGAUGAUCGAGCGACGGAGGUCAGCAGUACACACGGUAGCAUGAUCAGUCAAGCGCGAUACUUGGAAAGUUACGAAGGAUUAUUUUUGAGUCGGAUAUUUGAUCAGUUCUUCCGCAUGUUGGAAUCAUCCAUGGAACAGAAUUUGCUGGUGACAAGCAUUCUACAAAAAAUCACCGGCAUCGUCGAUCCGCGUGUAGACGGCGUGAUUUGUGAUUUCCGUGCCAUCCGUGUCGGUUGUGAUGGAGCCUUGUACGGCGGUGUAUGGACAUUGCCAAGUGCCAAAUCCAAUCGCCGCAGCUUAUAUUCAUUGUUGGAACAGGUGACAUUUGAAGCAUUGAAAAGGGCACAACUUGUACCAAAUUUUGAAACGCGCAUUUCACUUGCCAAAAAACGUGGAAUCAUUCCUGGUCAGCAACAGCUGUUAUCGACGACGGCACAGGGAUCGACAUCGACUUCGAACGGUCACUUGCUACGAACUGGCUCUUCUUUUACGCUGACACCGUCCAUUUCGACCCCAGCUAGGGAAACAUCGAAAACGUUAUCACGCCAUCCCAGCCUAUCUCAGCUGGUGUUUUCAAAAACAUCCAACUCCAAUGGUGGCUCGACGUCUAGCUUACUUCCUAUAUCUCCGCGAAGCCCUUCAUCUCCAUCUGCGACCAAAUCUGCCAGCGUUCUUUCUGGUAGAGCGAAUCCUACUAUAUCUUCCAUGAUAGGCGAUCGUGAUUCGCCUACUGUACCAAUAUCUCCAGGAUCGAAUUCGUCGUCGUCAUCCUCGUUUUUCCAGCAAUCGCAGCGAGCCAAUGCUACGCCGGUCACCAUGACCAACCCAUUUGCGAAGUUGUCUAAUUUUGUGAAUUCAUACAUUGUACUUCAAGAAUUUUGCAAAGAGUUGGCGGCAGUGAUUUUGGUUCGACAUGCGACAAAUUUCAAUGAUAUUCGAUUCAUACAGCAGGAGAUGGCGAACGAUACGGCGGUUCAUGACUGGAUGGAAGAAGACGAUGAAGAUGAAGCUACACGAAGACGUAAAUUUGAAAAAUGGAAGAACCGAAUCUCUGUGGUAUCGACCAUUGCUGAUUGGCGAAGCGUACGUAGCCUGGAUACCAUUGAUGAAGCGAUCACUUCUCGGGUUCCCUCGGCGACAACAGCCUCACUCGAUGGAAAACGAUGAUAAAACUUGAUUCUCAAUAUUUAUAACUUUAUGUUUAUACAUAGCUUUUUUUCGUCAUAAAGACUUUUUGCAUUGUAA
Molecule: messenger RNA, 3795 nt
Organism: Radiomyces spectabilis
Lineage: Eukaryota; Fungi; Mucoromycota; Mucoromycetes; Mucorales; Radiomycetaceae
Product: Retinoic acid induced 16-like protein-domain-containing protein
Exons: 7
Coding region: 193-3717 (1174 amino acids)
Source: RefSeq, a predicted model, not a curated record